UUGCCAAUUAGCACAAAUUAAUGGUGUUCUCACACUUCUUCUCCUUGCCUACACUUGUCCCGUUCCUCUUCUUUAUCUUCAUGGUAUUUAGGACAUGGAAGAAACCAAGAACUAAAGCUCUGGUUACCACAGAUUUGCCCCCGGGGCCUUGGAAGCUACCCAUCAUAGGAAAUCUGCAUAAUUUACUUGGGUCUCUACCACAUCACAGACUUCAAGACCUCGCCAAGAAAUAUGGACCUCUUGUGCACCUUCAACUUGGUGAAGUUACCACCAUAGUCAUUUCUUCCCCAGGAAUUGCAAAAGAAGUCAUGGCAACCCAUGAUAUUAUCUUCGCACAAAGACCCUUUAGCCUUGCGUCAAAUAUAAUCUCUUAUGAUUCCACAGACAUUGCAUUUGCACCAUAUGGAGAGUAUUGGAGACAGAUCAGGAAAAUUUGCACAUUGGAGCUUUUAAGUGCUAAGCGCGUGCAAUCAUUCGGAUCAAUCAGGGAAGAAGAGGUAUCAAAUCUAGUGAGUAGAAUUUCUUCUAAUGCAGGAUCUGUGGUGAACCUUGGCAGGAUGUUGAUUUCUUUCACAUAUUGUGUAACUUCAAGGGCAGCCUUUGGUAGAAUAAGGGAAGAGCAAGAAGCAUUUGUACAUCUUGUUAAAGAAUUAAUGGCAGUGUUGGGAGGUUUUAGUAUUGCCGAUUUAUUCCCAUCAAUUAAAGUUCUUCAAAUGGUUAGUGGGAUGGGAGCUAAAGUGAAAAGGUUGCAUCAGGAAGCUGACAGGAUACUCGAAGAUAUAGUUAAUGGUCACAAAGCCAGAAAAGCUGUGGUUAAGAUUGCUGAUGAGGUUGAUGAUGAUCUUGUAGAUGUUCUCCUGAAGCAUCAUGAUCCAGAAAACCUCGAGUUCUCUUUAACAAUUGAGAACAUUAAAUCAGUCAUCCUAGACAUUUUCGUUGCAGGAAGUGAGACUUCAUCUACAGUCGCAGAAUGGGCGAUAUCAGAGAUGCUAAGAAACCCAACAGUGAUGGAAAAGGCACAAGCAGAGGUGAGGCAAGUAUUCAGGGGAAAAGGCCAUGUUGAAGAAGCAGGCCUUGGAGAAUUAAAUUACUUGAAAAUGGUUAUCAAAGAAACUCUAAGAUUACACCCUCCUCUUGCUUUGCUACUUCCAAGAGAAUCUCGAGAGGAAUGCGAGAUUAGUGGACAUCGGAUACCCAUCAAGACCAAAGUGAUUGUUAAUGCAUGGGCUAUCGGAAGGGACCCAAAUUCUUGGAUUGAGGCUGACAAAUUCAAUCCAGAAAGAUUUUCUGAUAGUACAAUAUAUUACAAGGGAGCUAAUUUCGAGUUGAUCCCCUUUGGCGCCGGAAGGAGGGCUUGUCCUGGAAUAGCAUUUGGCAUGGCUAAUGUCGAGAUUCUACUUGCAAAUUUGCUGUAUUAUUUUGACUGGAAACUCCCCAUUGGAAUGAAGCCAGAAGAACUAGACAUGGCAGAGUCUUUUGGAGCAGUUGUCGGAAGAAAAAAAGACUUGGAGUUGCUUCCUACUCUCUGCCAUCCUCUACCGUCGGCAUAACAAUUCCAAGGAGGAUGAUUUUGUCUACUGUGAGUAUUUGAAAUAAGAAACUGUUAACUGCAUUUCAGAAACUGUUCUUUCUGUUUUUGCUAGUAUUGAGUUAAAAGAAAUUUUACAAAUUAUUGACCAAAUCAGAGUAUUUUUAGCCAUGCAGUGGGAGAUGAAAUUUAAACAUUUCCAAUCAUAGUGGUGGUAUUGUUUUCACUGAAUUUUAGCAAAAUGCUCAAAAACAAAUAUGCAGAAAGGAAACAGAAAAUGAGAUUGCUGAUUACGUCAAGAGAUCUCAUGUUAGUUGAAAACUUCUUCAGGAAACAGAAAAUGAGAUUGCUGAUUACGUCAAGAGACGUGUUAGUUGAAAACUUCUUCCAUUAUUGGAUAAACACAGUCCACCCUGUUUGCUUAAUUUAAUUAUUCGUAAAAGUAGACUUUGCUUUUAUAAACAAUAAUAUUAUGGUAGAAACUCUUGAAUAUGUGGAAAUAAUAAUGACAUGAUUGCAUGUAAAAUACCAAGUAAAAGCCACCCCUAUCAAAUG
Molecule: messenger RNA, 2083 nt
Organism: Manihot esculenta (cassava)
Lineage: Eukaryota; Viridiplantae; Streptophyta; Magnoliopsida; Malpighiales; Euphorbiaceae
Product: premnaspirodiene oxygenase
Exons: 2
Coding region: 21-1550 (509 amino acids)
Molecular function (GO): monooxygenase activity; heme binding; oxidoreductase activity, acting on paired donors, with incorporation or reduction of molecular oxygen
Source: RefSeq, a predicted model, not a curated record